CACAUUCAGUUUCAUUUCUUCCUUCUUCUCUCAGCCAUGGCGUCUGCUGAUCUGAAAGACGAGCUGCUCUGUUCCAUCUGUUUAUGUAUUUUUAAGGAUCCUGUAAUGCUGAGAUGUGGACACAACUUCUGCCGGGUCUGUAUCGAUCGUGCACUGGAUACACAGGACGAGUCUAGGGUUUAUACCUGUCCUGAAUGCAGAGAAGAGUUUCAGGAGCGGCCUGCACUGAUGAGGAACUUAGCUCUGCGUAACAUUAUGGAGAAUUUAUUAUUUACUCAACAUAAAGAGACGGAAACCGGGAUCUGCUGCACUUACUGUGUGGACUCUCCUGUACCUGCUGUAAAAUCCUGUCUUAUGUGUGAGGCUUCUCUGUGUGAGAAACACCUGAGAGUCCACAGCAAGUCAUCAGAACACGUCUUAUCUGACCCCAGGACUUCCCUGGAGAACAGGAAAUGUUCUGUCCAUAAGAAGAUCCUGGAGUAUUACUGCACUGAGGACUCUGCUUGUAUCUGUGUGUCCUGCAGUUUGGUUGGAGAACAUCAGGGACAUCGGGUGGAGAUGCUGGAUGAGGCCUCUGAGAAGAAGAAAGGGAAACUGAGAAAUAAAUUCCAGAAACUGACUACAAAGCGAGAGGAAACUGAGGAAAGAGUCCAGAACCUGGAGGAGCGCUGGAGAAAAGUGCAAGGAAAAGCAUCUGGGGAAGCAGAGAGAGUCACUGCCCUGUUUACAGAUAUCAGGAGACAAAUGGACGACCUGGAGAAGAGGGUCCUGAGUGAGAUCUCCAGGCAGGAAAAGGAAGAGUCAAUCUUACUCUCUGCUCUGAUGAAGAAGCUGAAAAUAAAGAAGGACGAGCUGUCCAGGAGGAUGAGACACAUUGAGGAGCUGUGUAACAUGACUGAUCCACUGACUGUCUUACAGGAACCAGAUACAGGUGACUUGUGUGAUCCUGAGGAGGAAGGAGGUGAGGAGGACAUAAAUAGAUGUCUCCAUGAUGUAGGUUAUCUGGAUGUGGCUGUGAUCUCAGACAAAUUACACACAUUAUGUGACAUAAUAACAGAUAUAAGGAGAGGGAUCUAUAUGGAGGGUCCUGGAGACAUCUUACUGGAUGUAAACACAGCUGGUAAUAAUGUCCUUAUAUCAGACGACCUGAAAACUGCAAUCUGGACACAAAAUUAUCAGAAUCGUCCAGAAACAGCAGAGAGAUUCCAGAAUAAUCAGGUGAUGAGCAGCAGGGGAUUUACCUCAGGGCGACAUUACUGGGAUGUGGAGGGCAGUGGAUCAGUGGGUUGGAGGGUGGGGAUGUGUUAUCCCAGUAUAGACAGGAGGGGGCGUCAGUCAUACAUUGGAUAUAAUAACAAGUCCUGGAGUUUGAUGAGGUAUGAUAAUCAGUAUCUAGUAAUACAUGAUGGUAAAGAGAUCCAGUUACCUGACGAGAUCUCCAGUGAUAGAGUCAGGAUAUGUCUGGACUACGAGGCCGGGCAGCUGUCCUUUUAUGAGCUGUGUGACCCCAUCAGACACUUACACACCUUCACUGCCGCCUUCACCGAGCCCCUUCAUGCUGCAUUAUGUGUAUUUGGUAGAAUCAUUUUUAAAUCCUAUGUACAUGGUUUUAGUUAUGAACAUUCGUUGUUGAAUAUUAUUAGUUAAAGGGGUUGACCACCCUAAGUAUCAAAAAUCCAAAGUACCCCAGACAAUAGCCCAAACCAUGAAGUAUUUCGAUCAGGUGACAUGUACCGGCUCUAUAUCCUGUCUCUAACCUGUUCACCAUGACAGGCCUCCCUGGAGGAGCUCCUCAGACCGGCUGUGUGGGAGGAGCAGCUGCAAAGUGAAAGUAAAAAUCCCAGCAUGCAUUGCAGCAAGCAUGUUCAGAGGAGCAGUCACAUGACAUCCCCGCCCACCUGUGUUUCCAUAGAGACAAGAGCCCCUCAGAUAAUAUCAAUAACUCAGUCAUCAGUGAAUAACUGCUGUACAGACAGAGCAAUAGGAAGUGCGCCCCAGUCCCAGCAGCACACAGGACUAUGAUGCUAAUGUAUCAUUCAUAUGUUACUGGGGGGAGGGGCCUCUUCAUAAACUUGCUGUGGGGCCUAGUCAUUUCUGGUUGCACCCUUGCAUUUAACCCAUUAACAGAAUGAAUAGGGGGGAGAUUUAUCAUUUCCCUUGUUUCUGAAAAGUGGCGUUAAAAAGUUGCUUUGUUUGCAACUGUUUAACUUUGGGGGUCACAAUGGCAGGGAGGGGCGUGACCAGUCACCCCACAAAAUGCAUGUUCAUUUUCGACAGUUUUCUGACUAAAAUGAAGCCAGAAAUCCACGGCAGCUAUGAGCGGUCAUAGAUUUCUGUUUAGGUGCAUGGACCGCCAUAGGAGGGGGGCUGCUGAGGGGGGACAGAUCUUUGUUGCACAAGAACUCUGAUAAAUAAAUUUGUACAAAUCGAUCUCACAUAGAGAGGCGCCUCCUGUCUAUCCUCACACGACUAAGGCUACUUUCACACUAGCAUUAGCAGCUGUUCCCCUGCCAGAUCCGUUCUAACGCUAGCCCACGAGUGCCGCUGGAAGUCAGCUCCGGCCCCAUUCACAUUCACUGAUGCCCAGCACGCUGCAUUUUUUGUCCAGCCGCCUCUCGGCAUGUUUGCCGUGCUGUGGCCGCAUCUCCGACCUGUCUCCAUUAAAUUGAAUGGGGCCGGAGCGGACUUCCGGCGGCACUCGUGGGCUACAGUUAGCACGGAUCACUGUAUACAGUGUACAGGGGGUCACGGAUCUCUAUAUGCAGUGGUGGGGGUCACAUAUCACCAUAUACAGAGUGCAGGAAGGAGAGGGCACAUUCAUAGAUGGUGAGACCAGUGACUGCUGCUGAUAUCACUGACCUCGGCCAUACUGACAGCCCACAAGGGGUUAAAGCGCAGGACAGGAGGGGUCGUGGUGAGAGCA
Molecule: messenger RNA, 2923 nt
Organism: Bufo gargarizans (Asiatic toad)
Lineage: Eukaryota; Metazoa; Chordata; Amphibia; Anura; Bufonidae
Product: E3 ubiquitin/ISG15 ligase TRIM25-like
Exons: 1
Coding region: 37-1647 (536 amino acids)
Molecular function (GO): protein binding; zinc ion binding
Source: RefSeq, a predicted model, not a curated record